Molecule: messenger RNA, 336 nt
Organism: Microthlaspi erraticum
Lineage: Eukaryota; Viridiplantae; Streptophyta; Magnoliopsida; Brassicales; Brassicaceae
Source: the annotation of a GenBank genome assembly
AUGACCACUACCCCUGGCUUCUUGUUAAAGUCGCUGCCUUUAGCUUUUUACUUCAACUCGACCCUAAACUCGAUCGAGCUCGGUGUAUGCGAACUCGAUCGAGUCGGUCUACAGAGACUUGGUCGAGCUAGACUUACAACGGGUAGAAAGAGGGUUCAGAGGUCACAGAGGGUACAAGAGGAACCUGAGGUGCUUGUUGCUGAUACAAUGGAUGUACCAGAGGGGAAUGGAAACCCUUUGGGAAUGGACUCGGUCGAGCUAGGCAAACUCGACCGAUUGGUCAAGGAGAUGCUCCAAACCGCCACCAAUGCUUGCCUAGGUAUAGGGAGAUGCUAG